CAAGAUGUGGCUUUGGCUCUGGCUGCUCCUCGCCGCGCAGCGGGAAGCUCUCCAGGGCAUCUCUGCAUUCCAGCCGACCUCCGAGGACCGAACGGUUCAGACCAACACAAACGUGCUGCUAUCCUGUGAAGCCAGAACCAUCACCGCUAACAUGCCCAUCUACUGGCUGAGAUGGCGCCGGGACCUAAGUAUGGACAGUCACUAUGAGUUCCUGGCCUGCUGGGAUCCUACAAAACUUACGACUGUGUAUGGCAAGGAUAUGGAGCAGAAGCUAAAUGUGAGUCAGCGGGCAACCCAGUCCGCUGUCACUCUCAGAAGAGUGAAGCCUGCGGACAGUGGUGUCUACCUCUGCAUGACCGUCGGGACCCCUGAGCUGUCCUUCUGGAAGAGAAUUCAGCUGAGUGUGGUUGAUGUCUUGCCCACAACUGCCCAGCCCACCACGAAGUCCACCCCUAAGAAGAUAAGAUGCCGGUCCCCAAGCCUGGUGACUCCGAAGGGCCCGCCUUGUGGCCCCCUUAUCCUUGGCCUGCUGCUGACCGGCACCCUGAUUCUGCUGGUGUCCUUGGGUGUAGCCAUUCACAUAUGCUGCCUGCGGCGGAGAGCCCGGCUUCGCUUCAUGAAGCAGUUUUAUAAAUGAGAAGAGAACAUGCUUCUGGUGUCCUGCUACAAAAGUACGUUGGUCGGGAAUGAGGGCGAUCAGGACAAAGGAGAGAGAAGGGACACACUGAAUGGAAAUUUCACUGACCUGCUGGAGCUGCCUGCUUUUAACUCCUGCAAGUUCUUUCUGUGGGCCUCGUGCAUGGGAGCAACUUGUUAGGUGGUCGCCUGGCCUCAGAGCCCGGGGCACUUCGUGCACCGGGGGCCACACUGGAGCACUGAGUAGAAAUGCCGCCCAUACCGUUUCCUGCUCGCGUACUUGCCCUGGGCUGGGACCUUGGGUGUUGGCCGUCCAGCCACCAUCUGCAAGUUGUUUUGCCCUGGUAGGGCCGUGACAGGGGGUCCUGAGUCAUGGGACAGUGCUGGAAUGGCUUUCCCUUUUCUUCCCAAGGACCAGAUCCGUCUGGAGAAGGAAGCUUCCAGGAGGGCUGGCCUGGCUCUCACAUCGUGCCAGUGUCUGAGGACCUCUGGGGCUGGGAGCUUUGGUUUGGGAUGCAGGAGGUCACUUCACCUCCCAUUAGGAAUUUCCGUGGCUUUCCACUCCACCUUCUAAUGGCUUGUAUAUUUCUUCUCUCACUUUCUGUUCUUUUUAUCAAAAGGCCUUGGUUGUAAGAAUAAAGUCAUAGUAAAAAAUGUAAA
This is a messenger RNA of Miniopterus natalensis, 1296 nucleotides long. It is a transcript of the gene CD8B, whose product is annotated as CD8 subunit beta. Gene Ontology annotation, biological process: regulation of immune response. Gene Ontology annotation, molecular function: coreceptor activity; MHC class I protein binding. Lineage: Eukaryota; Metazoa; Chordata; Mammalia; Chiroptera; Miniopteridae. The record is from RefSeq and is a predicted model, not a curated record. Gene Ontology annotation, cellular component: cell surface.